Protobothrops mucrosquamatus (brown spotted pit viper) is the source of this 1571-nucleotide messenger RNA. RefSeq names its product leucine rich repeat containing 57 (gene LRRC57). The coding region runs from base 326 to 1042 and encodes 238 amino acids. The record is from RefSeq and is a predicted model, not a curated record. Gene Ontology annotation, molecular function: protein binding. The transcript is spliced from 7 exons. Lineage: Eukaryota; Metazoa; Chordata; Lepidosauria; Squamata; Viperidae.
CAAAUAAUUUUGCGAGCGGAGAGCCACGCCAUUAGAGGCGAGCCUGGCUGUCAUCCGGGUGUUUGGCUCCUUCGCGGACGACUAAACUCGCCUGGCUGCUGUUUCUCGUCGUGCUGCGUAUACGUGUUGCUAGGAUGCGAGGCUGUGCCGGCUAGUAAAGGGACGAAGUUUUCACAGUUCCAAGUAAAGGAAAAUGAACAGCUAGUGCAAAAGCCAGUGAAAGAAAGUAAUUUCAUGUUGCCUAAUGUAGUGUGACUAAGAGGGACUCCACUACACAUCUGCCACAAUCCUUUGGUUUGCCAGUUGCAAAGACAAGAACAGAAAGAUGGGAAACAGUGCCUUAAAAGCACAUUUGGAGACAGCCCAAAAAACAGGAGUAUUCCAAUUAACUGGAAAAGGCCUUUCUGAGUUUCCUGAAGAUCUGCAGAAGUUCGCAAGUAAUCUCAGAACGAUAGAUUUGUCCAACAAUAAGCUUGAAUCACUCCCACCUUUAAUAGGAAAAUUUUCUGUAUUAAAAAGUCUUGCUUUAAAUCACAACAGACUGACUAUAUUACCUGAGGAACUCGGCAAGCUGAAAAAGCUGGAAAUUCUACAUCUGAACAGUAACCAAUUGACACGUUUACCUAGCAGCUUUGGACAACUUGCAGCACUAAAGACUCUGAGCCUUUCCGGAAACAAGCUUCAAAUUAUACCUAUUCAGCUAUGCAGUCUUCAUCAUAUAGAUGUGGUGGAUCUUUCCAGAAAUCAGAUCCAGACUAUUCCAGAUACAAUAGGAGAGCUACAGGCCAUUGAACUUAACUUAAAUCAGAAUCAGAUUUCCCAGAUCUCCUCCCAGAUCUCUCGUUGUCCACGCCUCAAAGUUCUGCGCCUUGAAGAAAACUGUCUAGAACUAAGUGUACUUCCUCAGAGUAUUCUUAGUGAUUCUCAGAUCUCUCUAAUUGCUCUAGAGGGUAAUCUUUUUGAGAUCAAGAAACUCCGAGACUUGGAUGGAUAUGACAAGUAUAUGGAGAGAUUCACAGCUACAAAGAAAAAAUUUGCCUGAACUACUGUGCCAGUUUUAUCUCGUGUAUGAAAAGGCAACAAGAAAUGUCACUGAUGUGUGGAUCCAAAAUGCAACAAGCCUGUUGGGAGAAUGACAUUCAAGACUUUAUAUAAAGUCAUAAGAGAACAGUGGCCUCCUGGUUUCAAAAUGCCUUGAUAUCUUAGAUCUCACAAAAUGAAUCCAAGAAUUGGUAGCCUUGGAUAUAAUGCUUAGCAUCCACUUGUUAAGUCUCCAUCUACAAGGAUUAAGAAGAAAAAUUCAAAAUGACCUGAGAUGAAGCGGCUUUAUGACAGUUCCUGACAACUUCAUACAUAGGAGGCAAGGCAGAUGGAGAUAAUGGGCUAAGUGUAUAGGAUCAUCUGCCAGGAGGCUCACUAAUUCAAUAUAGAUUAAAGUCCAUCUCUUAGCUUUAAAUAUUUUACAGUGUAUGUAGGGCUGUAAAAAUUACAGACAAUAGAAGCACAAAUUAUGAAUGAGCAGAUAAUGGCUUAAUAUACCUAAUAAAAAUAGUCCUAUAUUCACAUCACAA